GCAAUAAUGUUAAUACUAAUAAUCAUAACAAACAAUGAGUGUUAGGCUCCACAGUCCAGCUUUGUCCACACAUUUACACUCAUGUUUGGACGGAGCUUUCUGCACUGCUGCAGUCAGCGGGAGAGAGAGAGAGAGAGAGACGGAGAGAGAAAGAGAGAGAAGGGGGACUGCGCAAAAACCACGGUCCGGAUUUGUGGCUGAUUGACGUCAUGGGGAGCCACAGACCUGUUUGACAGGACAAGCACUGGGGAUUCACGACCAUCAUCCGAUUGACCGGGACAUGUCGAAGACGACGACGAUAUCGCCGUUCUGUACGACCCAGUCGCCUGUGUGAAGUGAGAGAGGUAAACCCGGAGAUUUUGUCUCGCUCGGCCGUGCUGCUGCGGGGGCACCAUGCGAGCGUCCCUCCGCUGUUAACGGCCGUUUUCUGCCUCGGAAAACGAGCCGCAGCGUCUGCGCGUCGUGGGGAGAUAAGCGGCCAGAGAAGACGCACUAAUCCCCCUGAGGGACGGUCACAUUCAUCGAAGCGGCGAGCCCGGACUGUUAUGCCCUCUCAACCGAGUGCUUUUCGCGUGACGGACAAUGGGGGCUUUGACGAGCAGACAGAACAUAGGCGUGGAAGAAGUGGACAUACCGUCCAAUGCGGUGUACCGUUAUCCACCGAAAUCUGGGAGUUACUUCGCCAACCAUUUCAUCAUGGGAGGAGAGAAGUUUGACUCCACCCACCCGGAGGGUUACCUGUUUGGGGAAAAUACAGACCUUAACUUCCUGGGGACCAGACCUGUGGCGUUCCCGUACGCAGCACCUCCACCUCAGGAACCAGUGAAGACGCUCCGAAGCCUCAUAAACAUACGGAAGGACACGGUGCGGCUCGUGCGGUGCAGCGAGGACCUGAAGCUGCCAGGUGAUGAGGCAACGGGGAAGAACAGGGCCUGCUACAACGUAGAGUUCACCUUCGACGCUGACACACAGGUGGCCAUCACCAUCUACUACCAGGCCAUAGAGGAGUUUCACAAUGGAGUGCCAGUUUACCUGCCUCAGGACAGCUCUCUGCAGUCUGAGACAGUGCACUUCAAGAAAGGAGUUUGUCAGCAGUUCUGUCUGCCCUCACACACCGUCAACCUCAGCGAAUGGGCCGACGAAGAGCUGCUGUUUGAUAUGGACAAGGAGAUGUUCCCUAUGGUGGUGCAGGCUGUCGUAGAUGAGGGGGAAGAACAUUUGGGACACUCACACAUACUCCUGGCUACAUUUGAGAAGCACAUGGAUGGGAGCUACUGUGUGAAGCCUCUGAAGCAGAAACAAGUGGUGGAUGGAGUGAGUUAUCUACUGCAGGAGAUCUACGGGAUAGAGAACAAAUACAACAGCCAAGAAUCAAAGGUUGCUGACUAUGAGAUCAGUGACAACAGUGCUGAGUGUGUGGUGUGUCUGGCGGAUGUCCGGGACACACUCAUCCUGCCGUGCAGACACCUGUGUCUCUGCAACGCCUGUGCAGUCACAUUACGCUACCAAGCCAACUGCUGCCCCAUCUGCAGACUGCCAUUCAGAGCUCUGCUGCAGAUCCGAGCCAUGAGGAAGAAACUUAGUCCUCUGACUCCCACCAGCUUUCACCCUGUCAUCACUUCGCAGACCUCAGACUCAGAGGAACACUCAGCGUCAGAGCACAUCCCUCCAGGCUACGAAGUGGUGUCUCUUUUGGAGGCGUUGAACGGGCCCCUCAGCACCUCCUCUAUGACUCCUCCUCCUCUCCACUCGGGUCCCAGCCACGUCUCCGGAACGCUGCCUCCAUACAGUAAUGAGCCUCACCCAGCACCGGCGCGCUCCCUCUCUCCUCUUGACCACUCCAACUCCAGUCAGGGACUCAAACUUAAGAAGAGUGGUUCAAAGUCACUUUCCCAGAAUUCCUCUGUGCUUCCUGAAGAGGAGGAUGAGAAAUCUUGCAGUGAAUCGGAAGCCUGUCGCCACAAACUCGCUGUGGACCAGCAGGAGUGUGGAGUGACUCCAGACAGCGAGAACCUGACCCUCUCCUCGUCUGGAGCCAUCGACCAGUCGUCCUGCACAGGCACCCCCCUCUCCUCCACCAUCACUUCCCCUGAAGACCCAGUGAGCAGCAGCCUGGCCCAAUCAGUGAUGUCCAUGGCCUCGUCCCACUCGCAGCACUCCCACAUCAGCACUGACACCAUGUCCUCCAUGUCAGGGUCCUACCUAGCCGGGGUUGAAGGCGAACCCGGUGGGGAGGAUGGGGGCGAGGGCGAGGAGAACCAGGACACCCCCAUGGAGAGGCGAGGACCAUUGCACCAAGAAGGGGACUUUUCCAAACAGCAAAAGGAACAAAACUACUUGGUGGCUGUAGAGGAGCAGGAUUCAGAGGGAAACGAUAUGACAGAAGAGGACUGCUCCUCCCCAUCUAUUGGGAAAGGUGGGCGGAGCAGGUGUCCAGAGUUGGCCAAUAACAAUCAGGGCGUCGCUCUGUGUGACACGCCCUCUUUGGGGUUGGAUAAUGAGCAAGCUACCGACAGCCAAUUCGCUGGUCUGAUGUACCUCGGGGGCUACAGGCCUGUUUUGGAGCCCCUCCACCACCACGCCUCCACCAGCAAUAUCAACCUGGAGGAGCAGGGGGCAGACAACAGGGACAACCAGAGUCCUAAACCUCCUCGCCACGGACCACUCAGUGUUUAACACGCUCACAGAAAUCACAUAGACACGAACUUGUCCUCCUUAGUUCAGAGUCAGCUCUUCUUAUCCCGUCAUAGUGCUGCAUUGCUGGACACAUGGUCCACACGAAACAGGGAAACCCAUCCCCGCCUUCCUGAACGUCUCCUGGAUUGAUCGUUAUUACUGGAGCAGAAAUCUUUCCUGAGCAUAAAGAUGAGAAGGAUGAGAAACAAACACCAUCACCUCUCCCCUGUACACUUUAAUCUCAAAGUCUUUUCCUUGAUUUCUUUUGUCUGUGGCCUACCUUUUGUUGUAGGAUUGAUUAGCCUACUAUUUAUUACCCGUAGGUGUAAAAAAAUGACUGCUCUGUAUUAUGAUAAUAUCUUUAGACACACAUGCUGCUCCUUUCCUUUCCUCUAUUACCAGCCAAACAGUCAGGGGCUACUGUGAUCGGCAAUCGGAUUUAUUACUAACUUCUUCUCUGUUAUAAACUGUGUGUUAAAUUAAUCAGACUCCACAUAAAGGUCAUCUCACACCAGACCACCUUACUAUACCUUAACAACUGAAAAAAAAAACCCUGUCUCUUCUCCUGGGAUCAGGGAGCUCCUGUCUGGUCUUCGGUCUUCGCAUGAAGCUUUUUAACUCCUGCUGAUUAUUUUUUUCAUUCACUUUGUCCCUGCCAUGAGUUUCAAACACCUUUGCUGAAUGUGAAUCCAGAAAUGCCGGGACUUGUGACGUGGCAUACAAGCUAAGAAUUGUCAGCCAAAAUGAACCGAAAUGGCAAAAAAAAAAAGAAGCCAUCACAGAGAAUGUAAGACGGUGGUCAAGUGGUUCUUCUAUCACACACUCUCUCCCUCUGCAGCACCAUGUUAGCAUGCCAGUUUCUUUCAAAGUUGCAACUGUAAAUCAACAAGUACCACUAAGCAAUAAAGAUGCUGACGCUGCAUCUAUCCCUUUCCUUUUGCAGCUGGAUGCUCAUUUACAGUCCAAACGAUGACAAGACUGUGUUUGCACAGGUCUGUUACGGAUACUCCGAUUCAGAAUUCUACCAUGUGUUUUAUUUUUGAUUUUGCCAUCGUAGAGGGAUUCAUUAGAACAUGAGGUUUAACCGACAUUCUGUCCAUACUUCACAGUUGUGACGCUUCUAUUUGUUUUGUUUUUUUGUAUAACUCUUAACGUUUGUUGUCGUUCUCUCCAUUUCUGUGUUUCGAUAUGUUGCAAAAACACUGUGUUGCUCACUAGAAUGUUCAUGACACAAAUAUGUGAAACAUUUGUAAAAGUUUACACACUCAAACAAACAAACGUGAAAAGGGACGGCUCAACAUUUAAUGCACUAUUAGCAGUUUCCUAGACGACACACGUUGUGGUGCAUGAGGUGAUAGUAGAGUAAGCAUGUUAAUCUAGGUCAGCCUGCUCCCUCAUGUAGAGGACAUGAUGAUGGAUCACCACACACACACAUGAAGAUGCACCAUGUUCUUCUGUUAUCUAAUCAGUUGCUGGCUCCCUUUCCCCCGACCACACUGCUGAGGUCAGGACUACUGCGCUAUAUAUCCGAGCUGCAAACAGUAACGGUCCCAAAUCUACAAGUUUCCACUUUUCUAGGACUAGGAGUAAAAAUGUCAAAUGGACAAUAAAGUUUUAACUAAACUGAACGGUUGCAGAGGGGUUUGCUUUUCGAUGUAAAUGGGGAACGAUUGUUUGUUUGAUUUCCCCAGUGCUUAUAACACUGUUCUGAUGUUUGGGUUCUGGGCUGUUGGUCAAACAUUAAGAGACUGAAGAGAUCAUCUGCAACACUUUCACUAUGUUCUGAAAUUUUGAAGAUUAAAAGAUUGACUUACUUGAAAACAAACAAACAAACAAACCCUAAAAGAAUAAUCAGUAAGGAUAAUCAAUCAUGAAUAUAACCAUAGCCCCUUGAUUCAAACCCUGAUUGUUUUGUAAACUCUUUGUAAAAGUGUAUUCAAAUACUGAAUAAAAACCUGGGCUCAGCUGCCGGCAUAACGAGGCAUAAUGAAAA
Messenger RNA from Solea senegalensis (Senegalese sole), 4669 nucleotides. RefSeq names its product ring finger protein 157 (gene rnf157). Gene Ontology annotation, biological process: protein ubiquitination. The record is from RefSeq and is a predicted model, not a curated record. NCBI's taxonomy places the organism in Eukaryota, Metazoa, Chordata, Actinopteri, Pleuronectiformes, Soleidae. The coding region runs from base 583 to 2676 and encodes 697 amino acids. Gene Ontology annotation, cellular component: cytoplasm. Gene Ontology annotation, molecular function: ubiquitin protein ligase activity. The transcript is spliced from 19 exons.